AUUGUGCAGCUGUCAUCAGACCCUUGUCUUUUUGUCUCAGUCUUUCGAUCUUCGAUCAUGAUACAUGAUGGCAUGAUUCACUAACUCACUCAAUCUUGGUCUUUUUUGUUCUUGAAGUCCUCGGCUGUCUGUCACACUCCAGUUUCCAGGCCAACUGAAUGGCAUCUGAGGCUGAAGUAGCAGUUUUUACGGACACAAACUUAGGCACUCACUUAGCCGUGGCUGUCUCUCCAGAUACCACUGUUGGAGAUUUCCAGAGGAAACUCGAGAGAAUGCACUGCAGUUGUUUCCCAAAAUUGGGAAAGAUCGAAGUUUAUGCAUUAAUGGUGAAGAGAAAAUCAUGCUUUUACCAUCUGCCUUUAUCUAUGCCUAUAAAGUAUGCUUUCGAGCAUCAAGAGGGAACGUGGUUCCUCCAUAUCGAAGCAAGGAUUUUAAAAGCUUCAGAUGGGCCAUGCUUAUCAAACUUUGCUGCUCCAGAAGUUGGAGAUCAUAAAUGUGAUGGCAACCAUCUCACUAAUUCUCUUGUUCAAAACAUUGGACAAGUGGCCAUGAUAAGCGGUGAUGCAGCAGAGAGGGACUUGAGUUCAAUGACAAAGUAUCCAACUAAUAUGUCAUUGAGAGAAAUAUCUGCUGCUGGUAUCAUCAAUGGAUGCCUUUUGAACUGUAGUGGAGUGAGCAAACACGCUAACUCCCCAAUCACCGGUAGAACCAUUCAGAGUCUGCCAGAAGAUCAGCCAAGAACCAAAGCGGAUGAUUGCUGCUCAAGCAUUCAAAUUGGUGACUCGCGACGAUUUAUGGUUAGAACGCCCCCAAAGCAAUCAUUGUUUUUGUUGCCUACGGCCCAAAUGACUGGAACUCCUAGAGAGAAGUUCGUAGAUAGUGAAGUUGGGAAGCGAAUUAUCAUAGCCUCAAAUAACAUUAGAAUUUCUGCAAAUAAACAAAGACCUACAACUCCUCUUAGCAGAUUCAGAGAUGGGAAACUGUUACGCUAUAAGAAUUUAUCUCUGGCAAAAUUCUUAGUGUUUGAGAUCAGUGACAGUGAUGACUGAGGAAACCAAUGAUGCCUCCUGAGCAAUAGGGAACGUCAAUGCAUUGUAAUCCUGUUCUUCUGUGAAGUAAAAUUUCUGCAACUGAUUUCUUGUUGAGCUGAUCCUACUUGCAUGUUACGCCAAUGCUCUCCUUUAUUGUUGAGAUCACAUCAAGGUAUGAAACACUGAAGGUUGUAUAAUUCACCAGGUGUUAGUAGAGUGAAGUCAAUUGUCAGGGCUUCACUUUCAUGUAUAAUUUAGUUGCAAAUGCAGAUAAGCCAUACUUUUUAGAGCGAGAGACUUUAAGAACUUCAGUUUUUUGAUUCAAUGCUUUUGUAAAGGUGUCUGCAUGAUCCAA
Messenger RNA from Theobroma umbraticum, 1386 nucleotides. RefSeq names its product ubiquitin-protein ligase. NCBI's taxonomy places the organism in Eukaryota, Viridiplantae, Streptophyta, Magnoliopsida, Malvales, Malvaceae. The record is from RefSeq and is a predicted model, not a curated record.